Acyrthosiphon pisum (pea aphid) is the source of this 1408-nucleotide messenger RNA. Its product is annotated as low-density lipoprotein receptor-related protein 2. The transcript is spliced from 10 exons. Gene Ontology annotation, molecular function: protein binding. Bases 1012 to 1329 code for a protein of 105 amino acids. Lineage: Eukaryota; Metazoa; Arthropoda; Insecta; Hemiptera; Aphididae. The record is from RefSeq and is a predicted model, not a curated record.
AUUAUAUUUUUAGAAAACCCAAUAUAUUGUGUUUAGAAUUCUCGUGCUGUUGAGUUGUAUUUGUAUUAGCGUUUCUAUAAAGUGUUAUUUUGUAAAGUAAAAAAAAUAAUAUCAAGCUCACCAUUUUUUGUAAUGAAGAUGACGUAUUUCUGGAUAAUAUAUUCGUGUUUGAUUUUUGGUACGUAAUACCAGUGAUCCGGCAUUUUGUGUGAUAGAAAACUCGAAAGACGCCAAGCUGCAUUAUCUUUAUUUCUGUUGGUGACUACAGUAUAAUUAAACAUUAUGUUAUUAUAAAAUGCGAAAAUUUAAAAAUAGUGGUGAUCAUAGUAAAAAAGUCAUAAUAAAAAUAAAAUCACCAUCAAACAAUAUACAACUAUAGAAACGCCGAAGAGAAGUUCAAUUGUUCAAAUGGAGUGUCGGUCGAAACGUCCAAGGUUUGUGAUGGUCGUGAGGAUUGUUCAGAUCAGAUGGUUCAGACGAGACCAAAGAGACGUGUGCUCGAAACGAGUAUGGAACAAAUAUGACAACGGGUAUAAAACGAUAGUUAGUUUGCAGUAGAGUAUAUACAAACCAAGGAAGAAUCCACAAUGGUCAAGAAGCACUUUUCGGACGGCACCUUGGCAUGCUGGAAUAUAUAAAUUCGUUAAAAACGUUUCCAAUUACGAAUUCCUUUGUGGUGAAUCAAGUAUUUCUUCAAAUUUAGUCAUUUCUGCGGCUCAAUGUUUUUGGUUAUGAUGAUAUCAGAUAUACAGAUAAUAGAAUAUUAAAUAACGACGGUCUGUACAAAGUUGGUGUUGGGAAAUAUGAUGGAAACGUUUCAAUUAUUGACAAUAACUUUACUCGACUAAUGGAUUUUCAGGACAAUAAGGAGCGGGUUACUGGAAUAAUGAUUUUCAUGGAUCCAAUAACUUCACUUACAGUUUUUACAGAAAUUAAGAACCGCAUAAAAUGGAUUCGUGAACUGUAUAACAAACAUAAAUAAUUGAUUAUAAUCUAUGCCAACCAUUUGCAAUGAAUGAGAAGACAUAUUCCAGAGUAGUACUAUACUUAAGUUUGAUUUUCGCAUCCGUCAUAAUGAGUUGUAUAUUGCUCGGAAGUGGACACGUUGGACACGCUGGAAGGGCAGGACACGCUGGACACGCUGGACACGCUGGACACGCUUCAUUUGUAAAUACCGAAGAGAAGUUCAAUUGUUCAAAUGGACUGUCGAUCAAAACGUCCAAUGUUUGUGAUGGUCGUAAGGAUUGUUCAGAUGGUUCAGACGAGUCCGAAGAGAUGUGUGCUCGAAAACUUUUCCAUGGAACAAACAUGACAAAUGGAACAAAAUAAUAGCUAUAUGACAUUAAAUAUUUUUUAUACGUUCUUGUAAAAUUUAUUAAGUGCAGUAAACGGAUAUGGCGAACCUAGA